ACUAGAAUCGGAGAUGAGUAAAUAUAAAGCAUUGCUGAAGAACAUUGAAAAUGACAUGACUUACACUGAACAGAGAACUGUUCAGAUUAAGAGCAAUAUUCAGACAUCAGAGAAUAUCAUCACUGAUGUGAGAAAUAAAUUGGCAGAACGUCAGAAGUUGAUGGACGAUCUACGACAAAAGAUUGAAUCCAUUAAGGAUCAUGUGUUCCAGAAUUUCCUCAGAGAGUUAGGGAGUCCCAGCAUUUAUGUGUUUGAACAGCGUGAUUACAGGAUAUACAAGGAGAAACUUACAAAGAAACUAGAACUGCAGGAAAAGCUGGAGUUCCUAAAGCAGCAAAAGAAUUUUGAAUUGUCCCAGAGUACUGCAGACAAAAUAGACCUGUGGACGAAAAUAGUGAGGGAAAAGCAAGAUAUGUAUGAGGAUCUGCAAAAGGAGGAGGAAAGGUUGAGUAUUGAGUUAGCAGCCCACAAUGAUGAUACAGCUACUCUGGACAGAAAAAUAAAAGAAGCAGAAGCAAGAGAAGAAAUCAUCUCAGAAAAAAUUAAACAGAUAGAGAAGAGAAUCAGUACCAGAGAUCAUGAGAAGUGGAUGUUAUCAACAACUAUGGAAGUUCUUGAAACAAAUUUGAAGCAGCAGCACCAAUGGCAUAUAAAAUAUUUGUUCGAGAGCAAAAUGAAGAAUAUUGAUCUGCCUUUUGUGAGAGGGAGUUUAGCUGAUGUGUCAUUAACAUCAUCUUCUUCUGAUACUUCUGCAGAGAGGACAGUUCUUCGAAGUGAUGAGAUUGAAGUAGAUUUCAGUGACCUUACUGAAGAAGACAAGUCACUUUCUGCAGAAGAUUUUGACAGUUUGAUUGUUACUAUGGAAUCUGAAAUUCAAGAUUUGGAAAGCAACUCCCUGGAUUCCCCAGACAUAGCACAGGUCACAGAAAGAGUGAACAUGUGGGAGGAUAAAAUGAAAGAAAUCAAUAUCAAACUGAAGAGAGAGACUGCCAAGGCAAACAAUUUGAGAAAUAAAUUUGAAAAUAUUAAGAGAAGACGUUUUGAAGCAUUCAUGGCUUGCUUCAAACAUGUGUCAUCUAUGAUCAGUAAUAUAUACAAGGAUUUAAUGCAGAGUGACUUGUGUCAUGUUAUGCUGACACUUGAAAAUGAGGAGGAGCCAUACCUUGGUGGUGUACAAGUGUGCUUUGUAGAACAUGGAAAGCCUUGUAUUGGUAUGGCAUCAUUAUCAGGGGGUGAGGCUGUUAUGGCUGGACUUGCACUCACAUUUGCAUUACACAGCUUCUUACCGUCACCAUUGCUGAUAUUUGAUGAAGUGGAUGAUGCACUUGAUGCAAAUAAUAUUGACAGACUUGUGAGAUAUGUAAACAGUCACAAAGAUUCAAUGCAGAUUACAGUAAUCACUCUGAAUAAAAAGAUUGCCGCUGAGUGUGAUGUUAUUGUGGGAGUGUGCCCAAAUCAUACCUUCAAAGAACAUUUAGUUACCAAAGUCAUAACACUCAAUCUAAGUUUGUAUCCGAAAGAUGGAGAAACACAGUUGAAGAAACUAAUAGAAAAAUCACAAGCUGUGAGAGAAAAGGAAGGUCAAUAACCAGUGUUAUCAUACGCAGAUAGAAACAAUGUAGGACUCUUCAGCAGAAAGGGGAAUUUAAAUUAUCAGAUACAUUUUCUUCAGUUCUGUUAUUGAGAGUAAUUUUGAGUGCCUUACUGUUACCUUCUGUACAAUAUACGAACUGUUGUCAGUAAACACGGAUGAAUAGAACUUAUAAAUUCCAUAGAUUUAUACGCAGUUGUUAGGAAUACUAGUAUGUUCCUUCUUUCCUAUCAACUUACACAAGGUUAAUGAUGUUAUGGUACUUUAAGCAUGAAUAUUUUGGAUUGAUUUUUUAAUUAAGAGCAAUGAAAAAUAGUACUUAUAAAGCAUGAGCCUGAUGUGGGCACUGCAAAAAGAGCAGUCAAAGUUGCAUGAGAACUGAGCGCGGCAAAUCUAUUUUGGCUGUUUGAUUAGUGAUUUACUGAAAUCAUUUCCUCCCUAUUUAUAACACACUUCUGUCAGUACAUAAUAUUUUUCUUUCUUAUUUCAAUACA
Molecule: messenger RNA, 2085 nt
Organism: Schistocerca nitens (vagrant locust)
Lineage: Eukaryota; Metazoa; Arthropoda; Insecta; Orthoptera; Acrididae
Product: structural maintenance of chromosomes protein 1A-like
Exons: 12
Coding region: 14-1588 (524 amino acids)
Biological process (GO): sister chromatid cohesion
Cellular component (GO): nucleus; cohesin complex
Molecular function (GO): DNA binding
Source: RefSeq, a predicted model, not a curated record